Molecule: messenger RNA, 453 nt
Organism: Guyanagaster necrorhizus
Lineage: Eukaryota; Fungi; Basidiomycota; Agaricomycetes; Agaricales; Physalacriaceae
Exons: 3
Coding region: 1-453 (150 amino acids)
Source: RefSeq, a predicted model, not a curated record
AUGGUGGCGCAACGAAUGCUGGGGCAUGUGCGCGUCGAAGAGCGCGAAGACAGUUUGCGUUGGGUAUCCUUCUUGGACGUACAGAAGAGGAAUGACGGUGCUGGGACUGGUAACGCCGGCUACUUAAUACAGAGUGCUUCGUCGAUGAAUCUGAUGAGAAUACGGCAUCUGAUGGCAAGCGUACAGAGAGAGAACGAGCGGCACAGAGACGACGGCGACGAUGACGACGACGACGAACAUGACAACCAAGCAUGGUCGACUAAACCUAAAACGGUUGGCGCACUUGUGACACAAUUUCUCAGCGGGUUCCUGGCAACGGCCGGGAGCAAUACGGGAUCUGAGGGUAAUCUCUUGCGAUACGAACAGAUACUGCCAUUGCAGCGUGGACCGUGUGACUACCUUGUCACGCAGGUUGCUUACCCGAGUAACACAGUAAACAGUUGUGAUUGCUGA